This is a messenger RNA of Camellia sinensis, 1049 nucleotides long. RefSeq lists its product as uncharacterized. The record is from RefSeq and is a predicted model, not a curated record. Lineage: Eukaryota; Viridiplantae; Streptophyta; Magnoliopsida; Ericales; Theaceae.
UUCUAAGUCCAAGUUGGAGGGAGUUUUCUUGGGGAAUUUCCUCAUCUUGAGAGCCAGCAUACAUAGAUACAUGUGCAUAAUGUAAAAAUCCCAUCUCUACUUUACCAACUUCUCCACUCAUGAGGACCAUACACACCUAAAAUCUUUCAUUUUUGAUCACCAAUUUGGCUGAUUUCUUAGUGCUUUCUUGCUUGCUAAAGGCUUGAAAUGGAAAGCAAGCAAUCCACAAUAUUCAGGCAAGUUCAACCAUCACUACCUUACUCCUUUCAGUUUAAUAGACUUUCAUCUUCUUCCCCCCACUCCGACAACAGCAACAGCCAACAACAACCUCUUCUUCACAAUCACAAGAACCACGACCAGGAGUGCAUGGAGCAACUGAAGCUUGACAUUGAAGCUAAUUGGAAAAAGAAUGAGUCCCUGGAGAAAAGGAGUGCCGCUUUGGGGAGACAAGUUCGUGAACUAAGAGUUGCUAUUUACAAACAACAAUCCAGAGUUUCUCCUAUUGUUGAAACCUACGUUGCUGCUCUCGAGAAUCAAAUUCAUGAAUUGAAGUCUGCCAUGUCCAGACUAGAAUCCAGCUCUCAUCAACUCAGUCCGGUGACAGUGGACACUAGUACUGGAAUGGGAUCAGAUGCUGCCCUAAAGGAAGUGGUAGAUAGACUGGAACAUCGGGUUGUGCAACUAGAACUUGACUCUUUGAUGAGUGUUAGGAAACAAGAAAUGGAAAAAGUUGUGGAAAAGAAUGCAGAAUUGGGGAACCAACUUACACAACUAACAAGUACUAUUGAUCAACUAAAGUCUUCAUCUUCUCAUCUUCUUCUUGUGGAACAGGAAACUGACUUGACCACUCCCAUGGAAGCAGAACAUGGAAUGCAAGGACAUGAGACAAAAGAUCUUGUUAGCUGCCUCGUAGUUUUGAUUUUUUUAGUUUCUGUUCUCAUUGGUGUUACUCUCUAAGAAGUAGCAGUUCAAGAUUUGUAGACCUAAAACAUUAAAAAAAAUAAUAAUAAUAAUAAGUUUGGCUAACAAAAAAAAGUGCACUUAUUUCA